This is a messenger RNA of Pichia kudriavzevii, 1209 nucleotides long. RefSeq lists its product as uncharacterized. The record is from RefSeq and is a predicted model, not a curated record. Lineage: Eukaryota; Fungi; Ascomycota; Pichiomycetes; Pichiales; Pichiaceae. Bases 1 to 1209 code for a protein of 402 amino acids. The transcript has a single exon.
AUGAAUAACAUAAUAGCUUUCAACAUGAAUAAUUCAACAGAGACCUUAUUUACGAUGAAGAAAGUAGAUAGCUUCAUCAAUGAGUAUCUUGCUAAUGUUGACAGCGAUAAAGCUCUAACGGACAUUACUGUUGUCAAGAGCUUCGUAAAGACGAUACUUUCAAACGAAAGAGAUCAGGAUCAAUCUAUUGUUUUGAUUUUGAAAAUUCUAAGAGGGUAUACUAGGAAUUUUGACCUUUCGAAAGCUUCGACAGAGGUUAAAGGGUAUCUCAUCACCCUGGGUUUGAAAGUAUUGGAUAAUAUCAAUUAUGGAAAAGCACUGUCAACAACCACAAACCGUGAUUUGUUCAUGUUAAUGUUAACCCGAUAUUUUAGCUCUUGCAAUGAGUUUCAAGCUUGCAGACUUAAAGAGUCUUUUUUGAGAUUCAAAACUGCAUAUAAUGAUUAUAAAGUAUCAACAUUUCAGGUUUUCACGGUGAAUCAACUUUUUAAAAAUAGAAUGUUUUAUUCCAUUUGCGAAAUUGUUGGGCAAUUCCAUGUUGACGAAUAUGAUAUGGCUGAAGAGAAAUGCCUGAAUCUACAAUAUCCAUUAUAUAUGCACCAGGUUUCUCAUUCACUAAUAAUUGAUGGAUCAUAUGAGCAAGCUUCUAAAUUAUUGUCUAUUAUCUUAUCCUUGAGUUUUCUUACAUUCGAAAGAGUCACGUUUGAUUGCAUUUCGAUUGAAUAUAUGCUUCUCUCGAUGAUAUUAAACCGCUCAAGUAAUUAUGACUUCAUACCAUUGUUAAAGCUGAGAGAGAAGAUUCCCACAAAAAUAGUAGAUGUCUUUCAAAGUUUUCAUUCAUAUGACUUGGAAUCUUUUGUAUACAACUACCUUUUGUGCAUACACGAGGUUGGCUCCAACUCAUCCACAUCGCAUCUUUUAGAUGUCUUCACUACCUCUCGUAUGAUAGAAUUGUCGAAGCUACUACUAGAUAAUAGGUAUUUACAUUUGUCUACGAAGCUUUCAAAAUCAAGAUUGAGGACACAAGAGUUAUACACGAAUGACCUUAUCAGAACUUUAAACUCCAAAAUAUCAAGAUACAGCAUACAAUUGCCAAACUACAGCUUCAACCCGAUGAUCAAAGCUACUGGCGCAAAAUCGAUUCAACCCUUGAAAUACAUUGACGACUUAGCGCAUGCUAAUAGGGACCUAAAGCAUAUGAAUUCGUGA